AUGGUGCAGGAAGGGGACGGGGAGCUCCCAGAGCAACAUUGUCUUAAUGAGGAAAAGCUUCCUGCUGACCAGCAGCUCUGGAACCUUGAGUGGAUCCCCAGUCUGGACCAAGAGGAGCCAGAACCUCCACAGAUUAAAGAGGAGGAGGAGCACUGCAUCGGUCUGGAAGUAGAGCAGCUUGUACUGAAGCAGGAGGAUCAAGAUAACCUGUUGUUGAAUCCUACUCUCAAAGAAAGUGACCACAGUGAACCAGAACCAAGUGACCACCAGCUCCUCUCCCACAGCUCAGCUCAGAGCCAAGAUCUCAACGGAGGCCAGCAUGGAAACUCAAAAUCAGUUAGUAAUGCAGAGCAGGCAUCAGAAAAGGGACAUCAUGUCAUCACAAGAGCAAAAGGGAGCAGAAGUCCCAGUAACCUUGCAUGUAGCACUACCAUGUCAAAGAUUGUGCCGAAUACCUGCAAAAGUAAAAAGGUUCUCCAGUGUGACACUUGUGGAAAAGUCUUUAAGUUGAAGUCAUUAUUAAAUGGACAUCUGAAGGUGCACACAGAUGAGAGGCCACAUCUUUGCAAAACCUGUGGAAAGAGAUUUCGUUACAAGUCAGCACUAGAAAAACAUUUGAGACUCCACACAGGGGAGAAACUGUAUUCUUGCGAAAUGUGUGAAAAAGGUUUCACAACUAGCACAAAUUUGAAGAUCCACGAGAGAACGCACACGGGCGAGAAACCUUUUUCUUGCAAAACUUGUGGGAAAAGUUUUAGCUGGAGAACUAGCCUGCAGGGACACGAGAGAACGCACACUGGCGAGAGACCUUUUUCUUGCAAAACUUGUGGGAGAAGUUUUUGUGCGAGACAAACCCUGCAGGUCCACAAGAGAACACACACGAGUGAGAGACCUUUUUCUUGCAAAACUUGUGGGGCAAGAUUUAACACUAGAAGUAACGUGCAGGUCCACCAGAGAACACACACGGGCGAGAAGCCUUUUUCUUGCAAAACUUGUGGGAGAAGUUUUAGUGCGAGACAAACCCUGCAGGUCCACCAGAGAACACACACGGGCGAGAAGCCUUUUUCUUGCAAAACUUGUGGGAAAAGUUUUUGUGCGAGUCAAACCCUGCAGGAUCACGAGAGAACACACACGGGCGAGAAGCCUUUUUCUUGCAAAACUUGUGGGAGAAGUUUUAGCCAGAGAUCUACCCUGCAGGAUCACGAGAGAACGCACACAGGGGAGAAGCCUUUUUCUUGCAAAACUUGUGGGAAAAGUUUUACACGUGGAUGUAGGUUGAAAGUCCACAUGAGAAGCCAUAAAAGUGAGGAGUCGUAUCCAUGUACAACUUGUGGUGAAAGAUUUGUUAUCAAAUCCCUUCUAACAAAACAUUUGAUGACCCACACAUAGCAAAACUGAUAUUUUUGUAAAAUGUUGUAAAGAUCUCUCACUUGCCAGUUUAUACAAAGUCCACAGGAGAAAACAUCCAGUUGAGAAGCCACUCCAUGGCAACAGGAGAGGGAUAAUAUUUGCUCAAGCAUUGUCAAAGAAGUGUUUACUUAGAAAUUUAUUUAUUAAUUAGUGAUACAACAGUUAGGGAAAACAACACUGAAAAUGUUUCCAGGAGACCAAACAAGAGAUGAACCUGGUUGUAGUUCAAUGCUUUAUGAAGUUCCAUCACCACUGACGAGGAGCAGACUUCAAUAACUUCACAAAGCAUUGAACUACAGCCAGGUUCAUCACUUACAUCUACACAAGAGUUAUUGUGUACAUUUGCAUUAGCUGCAUCUCUGCAACUGAAUGUGGAAAAUAUCCCAUUGAGGAGACAUCACAAUAUCUUUGAUGCAGUACAUGGUCAACAACAUUUGCUGAAGUACCCACGUUUCUGUUCUUCAUGUGACUGUCAUUGAUAUUUACAUCUGCAAAGGAAGUGAUGUUUUCAACCAUGUAUCUUUGUUUAUUCAUUUAUCAGCCAUUUAUACCAGAUGGUGCAGGAAGGGGACGGGGGUGAGAGAAAUUGAUUGGGUAAAGUGGCAGAUCCAGGAUAUUUUAUUAUCACUGACUGUUAAGAGAUGUUGUCAAUGUGUCAGGAAAGACUGAGGAUCAAGAUGUAAAAAUCUGACAUAUUUGUGGUACAGAGAUUUAUAAGAAGAAAGUAUGUGGGGCAGAUUAUCAGAUGACUUCCCUUUUCUUUUCCCUAUUACAAAAGAAGAAAAUAUGUUGUUAAUGUGUACACUGUCCUAAAUGACUCACUGUAAAUGUUUAUUCUUUUGUACUACGUGUAUUCAAUACUUCAGUGCAUUUGCAGUUCAUUAAAGUUUUUUGAAAUAUGAA
Molecule: messenger RNA, 2313 nt
Organism: Pleuronectes platessa (European plaice)
Lineage: Eukaryota; Metazoa; Chordata; Actinopteri; Pleuronectiformes; Pleuronectidae
Product: zinc finger protein 664-like
Exons: 2
Coding region: 1-1389 (462 amino acids)
Biological process (GO): regulation of transcription by RNA polymerase II
Cellular component (GO): nucleus
Molecular function (GO): DNA-binding transcription factor activity, RNA polymerase II-specific; RNA polymerase II cis-regulatory region sequence-specific DNA binding
Source: RefSeq, a predicted model, not a curated record